CAACCAGCCCAAAAACUAACGCGCGGCCAUGUUGAAUUGUCAAUAUUCUGAAAGAAGACACAAAAGAGUGACAACUGUGCGGACUCCUCGAAACAGCGAGUCUUUACUUAACUUGAUUAAACUGUCGAAAUAACGUUAAGCAACGUCACAACCGGGAAGACUUUGGGUGGAUGAAGCAACUGAAGACUGCCAUCACAACUUUUGCUGUAAAAGAAAACGGAUUUGGAAGAAGAUGCCCAAAGGCAUUAAAGGAGGAUAGUCCAUUUAAUAGAAGUUUGCUGGAGACUUCUUUGAGCCAUUAUUGAGCCCCAGCAAACGCAUCGGAAGACUUCUUGGUGUCAAAGAAAAAGUCUGAGAUUUGAUUUUGCCACCGGCCAUUUUGAAUGUAUAAACACAAAAAGAUACUCGAAAAACACAAGAAAAUUCAGGAUUACCAUACAGCAAGGAUAAGGGGACUCUGAGACAAACAUUUUGAAUGAAAAAUAAGAGUUUAUGUUUUGGUCACAUAUUUGAUUUAUUUAUUCAUAUGAAUGUUAAUUUCUCCCUUUUUUGGAGAGUUGUCUUGUAAAUAGACAGAAUUCAUACGCAGACCUCUUCUUUUCAAGAGGUUUGCAUGUCGGAUCGUGUACACAACACAUUCUUUAAAAACGAAAGAUAGGAGAAAAGGGUUAUUUGUUUUUCAUUUUCUAGUUGUGUUUUUGUUUUUUUACACACGGGUGCAUUAAACAGAACAGUGAGAAAGAGGAACAUUACUCACUGUGAGAGACUUGUCAGUUAAACUGUUGAACCCAUGGCCACAGCAAGAACCGCAAACCCAUCACCAAUGAUUGGAUUGAAUAAACCAGCAAAUGGACAACUCAGAGGACAGACCAAGCCAGCUGGCCAACAGUUGGGACCUCUUUCAACUGCCCAACUGCCCAGUGCCCCCCAGAAAAAGAGCAGCAUUCCUCAGAGCAGUGGGGGCAUCAAGUUUGGUGAUGACUGGAAAAAGUGCCUGGAGCUUCCUCCAAAAGACAACAGAAUGAAAACCUCGGAUGUGACGUCAACGAAGGGAAAUGAAUUUGAAGACUACUGCCUAAAGCGGGAACUUCUAAUGGGAAUCUUUGAAAUGGGAUGGGAGAAACCCUCCCCUAUACAGGAGGAAAGCAUCCCCAUCGCUCUGUCAGGCAGAGACAUUUUGGCUCGGGCAAAGAAUGGCACAGGAAAAAGUGGAGCCUACCUCAUCCCUCUCCUGGAGAGGAUAGACAUAAAGAAGGAUCAUAUUCAGGCCAUAGUAAUGGUCCCCACAAGAGAGUUGGCCCUGCAGAUGAGCCAGAUCAGCAUUCAGCUCAGCAAGCACCUUGGAGGGGUCAAGGUCAUGGUUACCACUGGGGGAACCAACUUGAGGGAUGACAUCAUGCGUCUCGAUGAGACAGUACAUGUAGUGAUUGCUACACCAGGCAGGAUACUAGACCUGAUCAAGAAGGGUCUGGCAAAAGUGGAUAAGACACAAAUGAUGGUGAUGGAUGAGGCAGAUAAGCUCCUGUCCCAGGAUUUUGUGGUCCUGAUUGAAGAUAUUAUCAGCUUCUUACCGAAGGGUCGUCAGAUUCUGCUUUACUCUGCCACUUUCCCCAUCAGUGUGCAAAAAUUCAUGAAUAAGCACCUGCAGAAGCCUUAUGAGAUCAACUUGAUGGAGGAAUUGACCUUGAAGGGCAUCACCCAGUAUUAUGCCUAUGUGACUGAAAGACAGAAGGUCCACUGUCUCAACACGCUCUUUUCUAGGCUUCAGAUCAAUCAGUCAAUCAUCUUCUGUAACUCCACCCAGAGGGUUGAACUUCUGGCUAAGAAAAUAACUCAGCUGGGCUAUUCGUGCUUCUACAUUCAUGCAAAGAUGAUGCAGGAGUACAGGAACCGUGUGUUCCAUGACUUCAGGAAUGGAUUGUGCAGAAACCUGGUCUGCACAGACCUAUUCACUCGGGGAAUCGACAUCCAGGCAGUAAACGUGGUCAUCAAUUUUGACUUUCCCAAAAAUGCAGAGACCUACCUUCACCGCAUUGGCAGAUCAGGGCGUUUUGGUCACCUGGGUCUGGCCAUCAAUCUGAUAACUUCAGAUGACAGAUACAACCUGAAGAACAUUGAGGACCAGCUGAUUACUGACAUCAAGCCAAUCCCUGGCAGCAUCGAUAAGAGCCUGUAUGUUGCAGAGUUUCACUCUGUUGACCCUGAUGAUGAUGGUGAUGACUGCAGUGGAGCCAAAAACAAAGAACUGGGAGCAGCCUGAUUGAAUGGGGAAACAUGGCGUCUGGCAUUGAUCACACAGUUUUGGCAACACAUCACCCAAGAUUCCAAGUGAAGAUUUCUCUUGCCCACUUUUGGUCUAUUAAUUAUUUCUUUUCACUUUCAGUUUUAGUUGACAACAAGCUUCAAUCCUGGAAACUGGUAUCUUCACCUCUGAAAACUAUCAUUUUCAUCAGUUAAACUGUUGCCACACUGCCAGCUAUUUUCACCGUAGCAUGUGAUUUUGAAAUCUGUCAUUGAACUAAGCCACUCGACAAUAGAUGGAAAUUGUAACUUUUUAUUUUUAUUGUACUGAUGUAAGAAGUGAAAUGUGAAACCAAAGGUGGACUUGAAUGAUAGAGCCCAGCUCACAUCCCUGCUGUGCAGAUGUACUACAUUGGCCAUGUUAACAUCCCACUGUCAUGCCUUCUGGGCAGAUUGUUCAAAUGGACUGUGCUUUUUGGUAACCUAGACUCAGUGGUCACUUUACUUACUAUUUGGUAGGCCCCCAGAAUAGCCUGCAUUUGUCGUGGCAUGGUUUCAACAAAGUGCUGGAAACAUUCCUUAGACAGUUUUAUGUUGACAUGAACCUCACACAGUUGCUGUCUGUAACCCCCAAAGACUGUUGUGUUUGAAAAUCCCAGGAGAUCAGCUCUAACAAUCAUUCCACAAUCAAAGUCACUUGGAUCACAUUUUUUCCACAUUCUGAUGUUUGGUGUGAACAACUGAACCUCUUGACCAUGUCUGCAUGCUUUAUGCAUUGAGUUGCAGUCACCUGUUUGGCUGAUUAAAAUAUUGGCUUUACUGAGCAGGUGUACCUAAUAAUAAAGUGACCACUGAGUGUAGUUAGUUAUGUAGCUUUAGACAAUUCCUGUAUGGUAUUGGAGUAACAAGAGGGAACCAAAUUUGGAAGAGAAGACAAAGAAUUACAGAAAUUAGAAUAUAGAUGGCUUCAGAAACCAAAAUGAGCACUUUGCUCUGUAGGAUGUUUAAAACAGGGCUGCUAUGAUGCUCUAUUACAGAGCACCUGAAACUGUGAUGCUUGAAAUGAUUUUUUUUCACUUUUUAUACCGAAGUGUUUACUGCAAUGUAGUGUUAGUGACACUGUAACGCAUUUUGUCAAAGCACAGACCCAAUAAUGAGAAUAAAUCAGUAUUGUGAAACUUCUUUGAUCCCUUUAAGGCUCUAGCACAAGGCAGCAUUUUCUCAGGUGUUGAAGUUACCAGUAAUCAUGUAAAUGUGACAGGUUGAGGGACCCCAGUUAACAUGUUGUUGAAACCAGCCAACUUUUUCAUCUUAAUGUAGUUCCUUUGUCCCUUCUUCCCUCCAAAGUGCCUUAGUCUAACGCCAGACCUUUACCCUGGGCCAACUUGAAGAUGGCACCCCUACAAUUCCAUAUUAGUUUUGAAAGCACAGUUGCACUCUGAAAGGGCUUACAGUUUUUCCAUAUUGUUUGUUACAAAUGCAUUUGUUUCAUAACACAGACCAGCUAGAACUGUUGUGGACUCAUUGACUUCAGUACAAUGUCACAAAAUUGUCUAAAAAUGUCUUCAAAACCUUAACAUUCUGGAUGUUUUCAAGCAGAGCAUCUACUCUUGCACAUGCAUGUUGCCUCCUUGGCUGGCCAUUACAUUACUGCCAAGCACCAGCAGGGAAGGUAUUUGUGUGUUUCCUCUUCUAAAGCAUCUAAAGUAGUAAUUGGACCUCCACCCCACUCUCCAUCACAAAUAAAUACAUUCAUGAGUUGACAAGACGUUAAGUAGGGAGAGAAAGCGAGACAGGCAAGAAUUUAUUUUCUGUUAAGUGUGUCGAUGCCAACGCCUCAAAUAAAAUAAAAAAGUCCAACUGA
Molecule: messenger RNA, 4105 nt
Organism: Thunnus maccoyii (southern bluefin tuna)
Lineage: Eukaryota; Metazoa; Chordata; Actinopteri; Scombriformes; Scombridae
Gene: ddx61
Product: DEAD (Asp-Glu-Ala-Asp) box helicase 61
Exons: 13
Coding region: 791-2260 (489 amino acids)
Biological process (GO): P-body assembly; cytoplasmic stress granule assembly
Cellular component (GO): P-body; cytoplasmic stress granule
Molecular function (GO): RNA helicase activity; mRNA binding; ATP binding
Source: RefSeq, a predicted model, not a curated record